Messenger RNA from Aspergillus brunneoviolaceus CBS 621.78, 1605 nucleotides. RefSeq names its product putative G2/M phase checkpoint control protein Sum2. Gene Ontology annotation, molecular function: mRNA binding. Lineage: Eukaryota; Fungi; Ascomycota; Eurotiomycetes; Eurotiales; Aspergillaceae. The record is from RefSeq and is a predicted model, not a curated record. The annotation marks the transcript as partial. Gene Ontology annotation, cellular component: P-body. The transcript is spliced from 3 exons. Gene Ontology annotation, biological process: cytoplasmic stress granule assembly; P-body assembly.
GUUUGUGCGGCUAGGCGGGAGUUAACACCUGGCAGUCAGCGGUUCAACCUGAUCUCCAAGAGUGACAUUCGCUAUGUUGGAACCUUGCAUGAGAUCAACCCUGAAGCGUCCACAAUAGCUCUGGAGAAUGUCGUCUCUUUUGGAACUGAGGGCCGUCGAGGCAACCCAGCUGAAGAGAUCGCCCCGUCUGCCAGUGUUUAUGAAUACAUUGUCUUCCGGGGCAGCGACGUAAAAGACAUUAGCGUAGCGGAGGACAAGAAGGAAAAUGCACCAUCUGAGCCUCCUCAGGUCCCUGAUGAUCCUGCCAUCCUGGGGUUCCAGGGCUUCUACCCUCCCUAUGGGCAGCGCUUUGGGGCUCCUGGUUUCCCUCCUGGGCCCGGAUUCCCUAAUAUGCCGUACGGAGCUCCUCCCCCAGGAUGGUACCCUCCCCCGGGUCAAGGAUUCCCUCAAGGACCAGGCCAGUUUCCCCCUCAUCAGAUGCCUAUUGGACCCCCUGGUCAACACCAGACCCCUCCGCCACAGCGUCAGGGGGCGCCUGGUGCGGGCCCUGUAAACGUUCCUAAAGCCACCUCCGAGCUUCCCGUUGGUGAACGGCCCUCCAGUAAGCCCGCCAGCCGGAAUGCCACGCCUGCACCUGCUGCUGGUCAGAACCCUCCUCCACCCCCUGUUGAAUCGAAACCUUCCGUAACGGAAGCCGUACAAGCCUCCAGUAUUCCCGCGGCGGCGGCGGCGCAUCCGGUUGCAUCCAAGAUACCACCCACCGGACCCAGGAGCGGACGUGUGCAGCCGGCCAUCCCGAUUGCUACGCACUCUAAGCCGCCAGUCCCAGCUGUAGGCCCUUACCCCGGUGCUGGUGUGGGAAACAAUGUGUCGCAAGGUACUGCUGCUCAGGCGGCCAUUACUGAAGCCACUCGUGCUGCCACUGCUGCUGUUGCGGCUGCCAUGGCUAAAUUGCCCCAGCCCAGUGCACAGAAGGCUCCGGGUCAUGGCGAUGCGUCUGUGGACGCCGUGGCAAAGCAGCUCGCUGAGAUGAAGCCUUACGAGGGAAACCGGGCUCCUCGCGGCGGUCACCCGCACCCACGGGGAGGACGUGGUGGUCACCGCGCUCCUUAUCAGGGCCAGGCGAAGAAGGUUGAGGUUCCUGACACCGACUACGACUUCGAGACCGCGAAUGCCAAGUUCAACAAGCAGGAUCUGGUGAAGGAGGCUAUCGCCACUGGCUCACCGGUGCAUGAAGCCGAGGCUGCUUUCCCUGAGGGCGAGGACGAAUAUACCGAUAAGCCUAGUGCGGAUAACGUCAAUUCGUACAACCGGGCUACGUCCUUCUUUGACAACAUCUCGAGUGAGGCUCGUGACCGGGAAGAGGGUACUGGUGCUCGUGCCGGUGGUCGUGAGUGGCGCGGUGAGGAGGAGAAGCGGAACAUCGAGACCUUUGGCCAGGGCAGCGUCGAUGGAUAUCGGGGCAGCUAUCGGGGCCGUGGCAGAGGAAGAGGCUACGGCCGUGGCCGCGGAGGUUAUGGUCGUGGAUACAACUCUCGUGGCCGUGGCGGUCUCCGUGGUGGUCGCAAUGCUCCUCAGUCCACCGGUGUGCCUACGCAGAUUUGA